UGCAGUCAGACGGGCGCACUGAGAGGUGCUGCCUGUGGGGAGGAGGGAGCAUGGCCCCGCAGUGGGCCCUUCUCCUGGUCCUAGUGACUCUGCUGGCAGCGCUGGAGACGGAACAACAUGCCCCCAACGACAGAGGAUAUUCCUGGUAUCCAGAGCAGUGCACCAAGCCGCAGAGGGACUACAGACUUCAGUGGGACUACAGACUUCAGUUUACACCAGACAGAGACAGUUAUGGGGUGAAUGAGGAACUGCAGCUGACCUGCCCUGGACAUCUCAAGCCCUCCUUCAGCAGCAUCAAAUGUGCAGAGCAAUUCCAAGAAUCAAGUCCUAUCACACAAUACGUCUGGAUGGGGAGGAACAGCGCAGCUGCCUGGAUCCUCAUAGAAGGGGCCGUUCAGUGUGUUGAAACGUGCCAAAGGCCCCGCUGGGAUACAGAACUCCAUCUGGCACCAAACCUGGAGGAGUACAAGAACGAAGAAGUGAUGCUGAGCUGCCCCGAGGGUUUACAGCCAUCCUACACCCGUGUCAGAUGUGCGGGGGGAAAUGGGGCUUUGGAUUAUGCUGGAUCUGUAUAUAGAGGCACGUGGCUGGGGUGGAGCAGCUUUGGAACCUGGGUCCGCAUUGAGGAGACUGUGCAGUGCCUUGAACAGUGCAGCAAGCCGCAGUGGGACAACAGACUUCAGUUUACACCAGACAGAGACAGUUAUGGAGUGAAUGAGGAACUGCAGCUGACCUGCCCUGGACAUCUCAAGCCCUCCUUCAGCAGCGUCAAAUGUGUAAAGCAAUUCCAAGAAUCAAGUCCUAUCACACAAUACGUCUGGAUGGGGAGGAAGGUCUCUGGUGCCUGGAUGCUCAUUGAUAAGAACGUAUCAUGUAAAGGGAAAUGUCAGAAGCCACAGUGGGAUUCCAGGAUUCGUUUUGUCCCAGACCAGGAAUUCUACAACUUCAAUAAAGCGGUGACACUGACAUGCCCUAAUGGGUACUGGCCUUCUGCCAUGGAGAUCACUUGUGUGAAGCCAAGACCACACCAAAACCUCCCAGCUCCUCAGAGCAUCUGGUUUAUGAAGAACAGCACAGGCUUAUGGCCAUUGGCAGUGGGAUACAUGAGAUGUGUGG
Molecule: messenger RNA, 1116 nt
Organism: Lagopus leucura (white-tailed ptarmigan)
Lineage: Eukaryota; Metazoa; Chordata; Aves; Galliformes; Phasianidae
Exons: 5
Source: RefSeq, a predicted model, not a curated record